Molecule: messenger RNA, 574 nt
Organism: Tilletiaria anomala UBC 951
Lineage: Eukaryota; Fungi; Basidiomycota; Exobasidiomycetes; Georgefischeriales; Tilletiariaceae
Product: Grg1 protein
Exons: 3
Coding region: 232-447 (71 amino acids)
Source: RefSeq, a predicted model, not a curated record
GUCCGUCAUCACCAAGCCCUGUGCCAUCCUUGGAUUGUGCCCCACUGUACUAAGAUGCAAUGGACGCACAGCCUUUACCGGAGGCUGGUGAACAUAUAAACCCUUACCUGAGUCCGUACAACUUCUUUCGUGAAUCUCUCCAGAAGCCACAACGUUGGUCGCUCACGGCUACACACAAUCCUCUCCUUUCAAAGGGUGUAUGACUGGAACGAGUAAACCACACUAAUCACAAUGGAGACCGUUAAAAACGUUGCUAACUACGUUUCCGAGUCUGUCCAAGGUGCCAUCAGCCAGGGCUCGUAUGAGACCAACAAGGCUGUCGCCAAGGACUCGAAUGCCUCCAUCGGCACGAGGAUCUCCGCCGGUGUUGACGCCAUCAACGACAAGAUCGAGCAGAAAGGCCACGAGGCAGGGGCUGACCUUCACAAUGAGGCUGCCAAGCAUUAAAUACGAAAAUACCUGUGCCAUCCAUCAUCAACCGCCCAUAUCCAAUGGGUUUACUUGGUCAAUCGCUUAACUAUGAACACGCAAUGUAUUUAUUGCAGUUAUUAAGCAAAUUGAUUGUCCACUGCCA